Molecule: messenger RNA, 1787 nt
Organism: Ostrinia furnacalis (Asian corn borer)
Lineage: Eukaryota; Metazoa; Arthropoda; Insecta; Lepidoptera; Crambidae
Product: sodium channel protein Nach
Exons: 9
Coding region: 44-1369 (441 amino acids)
Biological process (GO): sodium ion transmembrane transport
Cellular component (GO): plasma membrane
Molecular function (GO): ligand-gated sodium channel activity
Source: RefSeq, a predicted model, not a curated record
GAUUAUUCGUACAGAUAUCGCGCCACUUCGAAAGUGAACCAAUAUGAAACAAUCAUCUCUCAGCAAUGCAAUCGCAAAGUUUUUUAAGACGACGACUUUGCAUGGGUUUAAGUAUUUAGUAUCCCAAUAUUAUUAUGAUCGUAUCGGAUGGGCGCUGUGCUGCCUGGCCAGCGCGUGCUGCGCGGGCGUGCUGUGCGUGGUGCUGUGGCAGCGCUUCCUCAAGGUGCCGGCGCUGCUGCAGUUGCGAGACCUCGGCAGCGCCGACGACUUCCAGCAGAUACCCAAUGUGGUCGUCUGCCAGCCGCCAGAUGUUGUCGUGGAGAACUUCUUGAGUCGCAUAACUACAAACGGGGUGAACACAAGCAGGCUCCCGACAACGCUCACGAAUGCUCUCCAAGGCAAGCCAACUGACGAGUCUCAGGUGGAUCUCCUGGAAGGUCUGCUCACGAACAACGAUAUGACCCUGCAGCAAGUUCUCUAUGAGUAUUCACCGGACUGCGUCGACCUGAUCAAGAGGUGUCGGUGGAGACACACGCCGGUGGACUGCGAGAGACUGUUCAAGAAGGAACUGACGAGAUGGGGCGUGUGUUGCGUUGCUACUCCUUCAAGAUUUGCAAACAUUUCAAUCCCCGCGCUGUUAGAAUUGGACGUGAUUCGACAGCUGGACAUGGCAUUGCAAUGCGCUAACGGUUCAGUUGCCCGCGGCUGUGAGUUCUUCACCAAAUACCCGGGCGAGGAGUGGGUGUCGCCGACGCGGCUGACGCCGGGCCGCAACUACUGGGCCUACCUGACCUUCACGUCGGAGCAGGACAGCGAUGCCGACAAGCUGGUCGACGGCACCUGCGUCAGUGCCAGCGGCUACUCCAGGAGCCACUGCUUGCUCAAAUGUACAGCACAUAAGUGUGGAUGUUCGGACCCACUUCGAAGUAUUGGCAGCGAAGAGAACUCACUUCCAACAUGCGACUUAAAGCGCAUUUCAUGCUUGAGGACUCUUGGACUUAGAGGUAAUUCAACCUGCUCCUGUCUGCCAUCAUGUAAGAAGGUAAUAACUCGAUUGGACUUGGAGUCUUCUCCACUAAGAGAAUUGGAAUCUUGUGUAGAUCCAUUAUACACCGGUUUGAAUGCUACAGAAGUGGUAGUUUUCCGAUUAAGAGUGAAUAUUGUUGUCUCUAAAGUAUUUUCUCUUAUGCCCACGGAAACUUGGCUCACUUUGUUGUCUUCUUUGGGUGGCGUUUUCAAUAUGUUCUUGGGAGUUGGACUUUUUAGUGCACUUGAAUUUUUGUUCCUUUUGUUUGUAAAAUUACCCAUUGCGGUAAGGCGGUCAACUGAAAUGGAUGCACCAACUUCAGUUUUUAAUCGAGGCGACUAAAUAUUGAUAACUAAUUAUUUUUUAUAAAGUAUUUUGGAACUGUAUUUUUUUACAAUUACUUUGUUCAUAGAAAUGGAAAAUUUCUUGAUUUACUCUAAAUACCUAAAGAGUUAGUAAAGCCAACUUAUUGAUCAGCGACUACAACAAAUAAUGCAUUAAACAUUAAUUCAUCAACAUUGCAAAUAUCGCGCUAGUCAUGAUGGUUCAUUGACAAUCGACUAAACUAUUCAAAAGCGGUCUGAACUUUAAUGUCAGUGCCACUUUAAAAAAAUAAAAUGUCAUGGCUGUCACCACUCAGCUGUCACUGCUGUCAUUCUGCUACUGUUCGCCACACGUGUGAUUAUUUCAUUUCGUGUUUAUUUUAUUUUUAAAUCUUUGUACCGAUUAUUUCACUCAUUGCGAAUAGUUUUAAAUGUAA